AUGCCCCCCGAGGCUUCAGUGACUGACCCUCUGCUGGCCUUCACGCAGGGAGCGAGCCCUUAUCAACUCGCCUCCGAGGAUGUCUCGCCCCAUAUUUACGUCGAUGCCGAUGAUUUCAAGGGUGUGCAGCGCACCGCACAAGAUCUCGCAAACGACUUUGGACGUGUGGUUGGCAACAAUGGCACACUGAGCUUGAUUGGGUCCCCAGACACCGUCCAGUGGUCCGACGGGCCUGUCAUCAUUGCAGGCUCCAUUGGUCACUCCUCUCUCAUCGACAGCCUUGUCUCCAAGAACAAGAUCGACGUUGACAAGGUGGAGGGGUUGUGGGAAGCGUAUACCUCUGUUGUCGUUGAAGCGCCUUUCAGUGGCGUGCCUUGGGCCUUGGUCAUUGCUGGAAGCGACCAGCGUGGUGUUUCUUAUGGUCUCUACGACAUAUCCGAGCAGAUGGGUGUAUCCCCCUGGUACUGGUGGGCAGAUGUGCCGGUGAAAACGAAGAGCGAGAUCUGGGUACGCAAAGGGCCCAAGGUGCAGGGCUCUCCGUCUGUGAAAUACCGCGGCUUCUUCAUCAACGACGAAGCUCCGUCUCUGACCGGCUGGGCCGAUGGGAAGUUCACCAAAAGCGAGUACGGGAGCUCCUUCACUGGGGAGUUCUACAAACUUGUGUUUGAGCUCUGUCUUCGCCUCAAGGGGAACUAUAUCUGGCCCGCUAUGUGGUCCAGUAUGUUCUACGUCGACGAUGCCAACAACGGGGACAUUGCCGAUGAUUUUGGUGUUUUCAUGGGUACGAGCCAUCACGAACCUAUGGCGCGAGCUGGCAACGAACAAGGCGAGUUCAUGGCCGGUCCCUGGGACUGGUCUCGAAAUCGAGACAACAUUACACAAUUCUUCGAAGAAGGAGUUGAGCGCUCAAAGAACUGGGAUACGAUCUACACAUUAGGGAUGCGAGGUGACGGAGACGCCGAGUCACCAACGUUGACUGCGGAUGCUCUCGAAGACAUAAUUCAAGUACAGCAAUCGAUAUUGAAAGAGGAACUGGGACUUGACAACGCGGGAGACGUUCCUCAGACUUGGGUCUUAUACAAGGAAGUCGGAAAAUAUUACCAAGCCGGUAUGAAGACCCCCGACGACGUUAUUCUCCUCUGGACAGAUGACAACUCGGGCAAUAUCCAGAGACUUCCUCUAGCCAAUGAAACAGACCGCUCCGGCGGAGCAGGCAUCUACUAUCACUUCGACUACGUCGGCGCGCCAAGGAACUACAAGUGGAUUAACACCAUUCAGCUGGUCAAGACGUGGGAGCAGAUGCAUCUCGCCUACGAAAAGCAGGCCAGAGAACUCUGGAUUGCCAAUGUGGGAGACAUAAAACCCCUGGAGAUCCCGUUAACCCACUUUAUGGACAUGGCCUACGACAUGUCAAAGUAUACAUCGCCCAAGGGUACCUCGGAGUGGCUGCACCGAUGGGCGACUCGAGAGUUCGGGGCGGAUGUGGCGAGUCAGACAGCAGAGAUCCUGACGACGUACGGCACUAUGCUCAUCCGCCGCAAGUAUGAGCUUCUCAGUGACCAGCCGUAUGCCUUCAGCACGGCGAACUACGAUGAGGUCGAGAAGAUCAUGUCGGACUGGGAGGACCUCCUCGAGUUAACAGAGAGCACGUACGACUCGCUUGAUGAGGCGACCAAGGUUGCUUACUAUCAGUUGAUCAUGCAUCCAGUCGAAGCCGGCAAGACGGUGGUCGAUCUCUACAACAAGAAUGCACUCAACGCAUGGUACGCUCAACAAGGACGGACCAGCACGAAUGCAAUGGCAAACGAUGUACAGGCCCUCUUUGCCCAAGAUCAAGUCAUCACGGAAAAAUACCACACAUUGAACGGCGGCAAGUGGAAUCACUUUGUCGAUCAGGUUCACAUUGGCUACACCUACUGGCAGGAUCCGUCGGUUAACGCCAUGCCAAAUAUGACCUAUCUGGGCGAAAGCAAUGCCACAGAUGAUUGGAUCAUGGGAGUGAGCAUCCAAGGGAGCUCCGCCUCGGCCCCUGGCGACUCCUUGCCCUCACUCUUGCCUGUCGAUCCGUACAUGCCGUCUACUGAGAAGCGGUACCUGGACAUCUUCACCCGCAACAACGGCACUUUUUCCUACCAUAUCUCUUCCAAUGUGUCCUACGUCUCCGUCACCAACGAUGAAGGUACACUAGAAGCUCCCGGGUCUAAAUCGGAUAUCCGCAGUGUGAUAUCGGUUGACUGGGAAGAGGCGCCGCCUGGACUCAGCUGGGUCGCCCUCCGCGUCAAGAGAACCGAUAUCUGCAAAGGCCCUGCUGUGGUAGCAUUAUUACCAGUCAACAAGACCUCCGUCCCAGAUGAGUUUGAGGGCUACGUGGAAUCCGGCGGCGUGGUGUCCUGGGAGGCGGAACAUUACAGCAGCGCCGAGGAGAAGAACGGACUCUCGUACGUCACGAUCCCGGACUAUGGCCGCACCUUGUCUGGGCUGAAGCUAUGGCCUGUAACGCACCCAGGGCGCACGCCAGAGGACGCCCCAAAGCUGACGUACUCCUUCUACUCUUUCACGGACCGGCCAGAGGCUCAGUUGGUCGUCUACCUUGGCGGGUCGCUGAACCACGACCCCAGUCUCCCCUUGAAGUACGCGUACGCGCUCGAUGGGGGCAGCCCAGUCGAGGUCCAACCCAUCCCCGACGAGGCCAUGGGUAGCCUCCCACCUGGAUGGAACGACGCGACAGUGGCUGGUGGGUGGACGUCGUACUCGACGCUGAAAGUGCCAGCGGGGGCCCACGAACUCUCCCUGUGGCUUCUUGAGCCGGGCGUUGUGGUGCAAAAGGUGGUCAUGGAUUUGGGAGGUCUGAAGAGCAGUGCGCUUGGACCACCCGAGAGUCAGAAGGUUUAA
Emericellopsis atlantica is the source of this 2892-nucleotide messenger RNA. RefSeq lists its product as uncharacterized. Lineage: Eukaryota; Fungi; Ascomycota; Sordariomycetes; Hypocreales; Bionectriaceae. The record is from RefSeq and is a predicted model, not a curated record. The transcript is spliced from 4 exons. Bases 1 to 2892 code for a protein of 963 amino acids.